Molecule: messenger RNA, 213 nt
Organism: Soboliphyme baturini
Lineage: Eukaryota; Metazoa; Nematoda; Enoplea; Dioctophymatida; Soboliphymatidae
Source: the annotation of a GenBank genome assembly
AUGACGGACUGUUCCGGAUGGUCAUUCGACAGCGAUGACAGCAAUGGUACAUCUGGCAGUGGUCAGAUAAACAACGAUGAUCGAAUGCGGUCACGUCGUGAAGGCGAAGAGACCACGGGACCACUUGGACAUAACACCGAACAUUGUGUCGUCCAAUCUGAGGAAGCUAUCGAGGUCGGUCGAGUGUCCGCUGAUGACGUAGUAAAGGCCUGA